AUGCACUCCGAAACACAACCGGACAGCUGCGCCCCCAUCGACAGAAUCCCACAAGAGCUCUUCAGUUUGAUAUUGCGAUGGACCAUUCAAAGACCAGGCCUCAGGUCGUCGUUUAGCUGCCUCGUCGAGCGUCCCAACCUCGAACCCCCACCUGGCUUCCAUAGUUGGCUCCCCCUGCGCCUCGUUUCCCGCCACUGGAACGGAACUAUCGCCUCCGAGAAGCAUCUCUGGAGCACCAUCAUAGCAGGUGGACCCCGUGCGCGGGAGUGGUUGAUGGUGUGUCUUGACCACGCGGACGGAGUUCCCAUCGAUGUUAUCCUCCAGCUCGAUCACGGACACAUAGGCAAAAUAUGGUCUCUUCUCAUUUCAAUCCUUCCCCGCGCACUCCAUCUCCAGUCCCUUGCCAUCAGUCCCCUGAACAAGUCAGAUCGCGAUCAUCUCAACGACUUCUUCCUAUCGACGACGUUUCCGACUUUGACGACACUCGUCUUCGCGUCGGACUCUAUCGACUGGUGGUCGCAGCCCAUCUUCCCGGUCACAUUCGAGCAGCACAACACCCCCGCUCUAUCGACGAUCUCUCUCAACGCAAAUUGGCAGGUGCCGUGUCCAGCGAUCUUUGCGCGCCUGAAGCGCGUCUCGCUCACCCGGGACCCGUUGGAAAUCUUGUCGUCACAGGUCCUUGGACUCCUCCGUGCCGCGCCGCAGCUCGAAGAGUUCCGCCUCGGCUGCGGGUACUACAAAGGAUCCGACCUAGAUUGGGCUCGCGGCCUGUGGUACACGAGCGUCGGACUCCCAGUGCCGGUCACCAUGGCCCACCUUCGUAUCCUCGAGUUCACGGAGGAGAUCGACAAGCAGUCGGUCAGCGCCUGGGUGCUCGGGUGCCUCCGCCUUCCCCGCGUCGAAGUCGUCCAUCUCAACUGCGAGGGAUGGGAGGCCUCAGACAUAUUCAGCUAUCUUCCCCACACGCUCGCAGACUCGAUCCCCUUCCUCUCCUCUCUCGUCGAGCUGCGCGUCGUCUCCCAUCUCUCUUCGUCCGGCCUCGAAUACUGUACCGCGGACAGAACGCAUCGCUUCAUCGUCUACUGCGAUGUAGAAGAUUGGUACCUGUCCAUCAUCCCUGUCCUCGUAAACCUAGUGCGAUUCGACGACCGCAUACGCCGUUGCGACGGAACCUCCACUCUGGAGCUCGACGACAACACUGUCGCAUUAUUUACGCGGCAGGAACAGUGGGCGGCGCUUCUCCGAUGCUUCCCCAAACUCACCCGGUUGUCGAUCGCGGCCGCGGACGAAAUCCGCUUGGAGGAGUUGGCGGAAGCGCUGCGCGAGCGCGGGGAGCCGCUGGCGGAGCUGGUUCUUGUUGGCGAGCCACUUUUGGAUCUGGAGGUGUGGAGGGAGAAGAUGGAGGCCGCUGGGGUCGGGGGCGUGACGCGAGUGGAAGGCAUCAACGGAGGCGCGGACGACUGGUGGUAG
Epithele typhae is the source of this 1470-nucleotide messenger RNA. RefSeq lists its product as uncharacterized. The record is from RefSeq and is a predicted model, not a curated record. The transcript has a single exon. Lineage: Eukaryota; Fungi; Basidiomycota; Agaricomycetes; Polyporales; Epitheliaceae. Bases 1 to 1470 code for a protein of 489 amino acids.